Messenger RNA from Cervus elaphus (red deer), 1988 nucleotides. Its product is annotated as ARL14 effector protein-like. The record is from RefSeq and is a predicted model, not a curated record. The transcript is spliced from 3 exons. The coding region runs from base 148 to 603 and encodes 151 amino acids. Lineage: Eukaryota; Metazoa; Chordata; Mammalia; Artiodactyla; Cervidae.
GCCGCCAUUGCGCAGAACCGGCUGAUCGCGGGAACCAGUUGAGAGACUGACUCCUCCUCUGCAGUUUGGUAAAAGGACUGUCUUCGGUGAAAGUAGUGUAACCACCUAAAUCAGGAUUAUCUUUCAUCUUACACUUAGUGAGCAGAAAUGAGUAAAAAAGCAGAAAAAAGCAGUUCCGUGCGAGAGAGACGUGCACGUCAAAGUUCUCCUGAGAGAGCCAGUGAGAUGGAGGAGAAGAUAAUGAAACGGGUAGAGCGGCAGUUAAAAGGGCUGACAUUUCAAAACCCCGGGCCUCAGGUCGCCAACUUUAAUCCUAAAAUAAGGCAGCAGCAGAAGAAAGAGCAAAUGUCAAAGAAGAAAGAAUUGUCUUCUCCAAAGCCCGAAACCAAGAAGUAUGACAGAAAGGGCAGGCUCCUCGUCAAUCAGGCUGACCUGUGUGAUUGCCUCGAUGAAGACUGCCUGGGUUGCUUCUACCCGUGCCCCAAGUGUAACUCCACCAAGUGCGGGCCCACGUGCCGCUGCAGCCGCCGCUGGGCCUACACCAGCAUGCUCGAUGAGAGUGGGGAGGUCAUCAGCAAGAUGCCAUUCAACGUCUCCGACUAGGAGCAGCCCUCCAGGCUGAUCAAGUUUCUCUUCGUUGCAGUUAAACCAGCCUCUUUCUCCUGGGUGAAUUUUAGGACUGGGGGAAAAAAGUUUGAAAAAUACAGUUUAGACUAGUUAGUGUUCUCUGAAGCCAUAGAAUCCUGUGUAACGCACUGUCCUUCUCUAACCUUCCUGCUGUGACGACUCAAAUUCCUCCCCUGGUAACCAGCAACUCAAUUGCUACUCUGCUCUCAGAUUAAAAAUCCCUUUCCUCUUUGCUGGUAUCUACGGAGAUGGAGGUUUAGGAUUUUUAGAAUUCUGUAGCUGAGAGCUUGUCUUGACAUGGAACAUAUGUUUAUAAUAGCUAGUUACCAUUAGGAUCUUACACAUUAUCAGUUCUAAAUCAGAAUUGCUAUUUGGAUUAACUUGGCACUGCAUACUCGUAGUCUCAUUUUUUAUUAUUACUGUUUUAACAAUACUAAAAUGAAAUUUGUUUUUUAAAAAAAAAGCUUAAUUGGCCACAUGGCCCAGCAUAUGAGCACAAAAGCAGAGAUUCAAUUUAAGUGAUAUGCAAAAUGCCAACUGGAAGCAGACUUCAAAGAACAAAUUUUAAUCUAAUUGUUACAUACAAAUGAUUUAAAAGCAUUUUUUUGGCAGCUAAGGCUACCAGCCACACAGAACUGGCCAAGGUGGUACAAAAUUCCUAAGGCCUAAGUUGCAUUUGGUCUUGGAGGUAUAGGAUUUAAGGAAAUUCAGCUAGUUUCUGCUGACCUCAGUGAAGAUACCAUCUCAGAAGACUGAUGUGAAACAUCUGGGCCAGGUUUGGCAGCUAGUGUGCAAAACUGCUUUUAGGGAAAAUCUCUAUGAAAAUGUUCACACCCACAGCAUCAUCGGGAAAGUUUCUCUUCAGUCAUCUUUGAUACCAAGUUUUAUUCAAAUGAUCUGUAAGAAGAAAGUUGCUUUUCCACUUUUCCAUCUUUACUGCUCAGGAACAUUUAAUUGCUUCUUCUGAAGCUUUGGAUUCGGCACAAAGAGACUUUCCACUGAACACAGUUGUGCAGGCACUGGCUGAGGCUGCAGACGUAAUGGGCUAAAAAUAGACAAAAGGCCCCUAUCUCUAUCCCACCAAAUGGCCAUGUAUGUUUACCCACUAGAAAAUAUUCACCUGAGACCACUUUUUUUUUUUUAAUUUUUAUUUAUUUAUUUAUUUAUUUAUUUAUUUUGUCAUACAUUGAUAUGAAUCAGCCAUAGAUUUACACGUAUUCCCCAUCCCGAUCCCCCCUCCCACCUCCCUCUCCACCCAAUUCCUCUGGGUCUUCCCAGUGCACCAGGCCCGAGCACUUGUCUGAGACCACUUUUGCCUCUGACUAACUCACCCAAAAUCUCUGUGUGGCAAGUUCAUUAAU